GGGUGCAGGGAGCUGGGCUCCUCUCUGGCAGAAGCACCAACCCAGGGCUCGGGCCAUCAUGUUCAGCCGGUCAGGUUACCAAGCCCUUCCCCUGGGAGACUUUGACCGCUUCCAGCAAUCCAGCAUCGGGCUCUACGGUGCCCAGAAAGGCUUCUUCUCAUUUGGAUCCAAGCAAGACCCUCUGGGGCAGACCUCAAAUGCAGCAGAUUCCUCCCAGGGCUGGCUGUCCUGGAUCUGCCAUGGGAUUGUCACGUCCUUGGUUUUCUUGUUCAUGGUUGCCACCUUCCCCAUCUCGGGCUGGUUUGCCUUGAAGAUCGUGCCCACCUAUGAGCGAAUGAUCAUCUUCCGCUUGGGCCGCAUCCGGGCACCGCAGGGACCAGGUGUUGUCCUGCUGCUGCCCUUCAUUGAUCACUGGCAGAGAGUGGAUCUGAGGACAAGGGCCUUCAACGUGCCGCCCUGCAAGCUGACCUCCAAGGACGGUGCUAUCAUCUCGAUGGGUGCCGAUGUCCAGUUCCGGGUAUGGGACCCAGUGCUGUCUGUCAUGAUGGUGAAGGACCUCAUCACUACCACCCGUAUGACAGCACAGAAUGCCAUGACCAAGACCCUGCUGAAGAAGAGCCUUCGUGAGAUCCAGGCCGAGAAGCUGCGGAUCGGGGAACAACUCCUGCUCGAGAUUAAUGACAUGACCAAGUCCUGGGGCCUGGAGGUAGACCGGGUGGAGCUGACCAUGGAGGCCGUGCUGCAGCUGCCCCAGGAGAGCCUUGCGGGCCCCCUCGCUGCCCUGCCACCGGUGCCCGGGCUGGAGGGUCUUGACAGCACCAUCCAGCAGCUGGCUGCCCAUCUCUUCAGCAACACUCUGGCUCUGACAGGCAGUGCCAACAGCACCCCGGAGGCAGCAGACAGCGUGGAGACCGUGAAUGAGGUGGAGCCUCCCACUGCUGCCGUCCCCACCACCAGCGCCAGGAGGAAACCCAGCGCGGACGAGCUGCUCUCAGCCGUGGAGCUCUUCCUGUCUGAGCCCUUGGUUGGCCAGGUGGGAGCGUCUUACCAGGUCAACAUCACCCUGCCGAGCGGAGCCCGGAGCACCUAUUUCAUAGACCUUUCCUCAGGCAGCGGACGAGCUGGCCGUGGAUUGCCAGAGGGCAGCCCCGACGUGGUCCUGGAGAUGUCAGAGAAAGACCUGCAGGACCUUUUCCUGGGUGAACUUCGUCCCUUGAGUGCCUAUAUGAGCGGGAGGCUGCAGGUGAAAGGCGACCUGCACGUUGCUCUGAAGCUGGAGGAGCUCUUCAAGGCGAUGAAGCAACGUAGAUAGAGCAUGUGUGUGGGUGUGUGUCCAUGUGUCUGUGUGUGCAUGUGUCUUUGUAGGUGUGCAAAAGGCACAGGAGGGGUGAAGUCACACGUGGUGGGGAACAUGGGGGUGCUACACGGCGAGGGCGUUGACUUCCCCACUUUGCAGCUCAUGCUGUCCCCUCUGCAAAGCAGCAGGAGUUGCAUGUAGGCAGGGAAACUGAGGCAACAGAAGCCUAGAAGUCUCCCCUGCACCUCAAGUUCCCACUCUCUUUGGGGUGAGCUCUGUUGCUUGUCCUUGUCCUUUUCUUUCCCUCCCCUCCCCACCCUUGCCCACAACUUUACUAGUUGGGAACAAGUUGGCACCUGGCCUGUGUCCAGAGAACCCAGUUUGCCUCCAGGUCCCUUGGCCAAGAGCUGCUCCAGGGGCAUAGAUCAACAUCCUGCUGCCUUCCUGGAGGCGAAGGGAAGAGUGGUGGGGCUCCCCUGGGAGAUCUGGGGAUGAGAAUCCCCUGGGAAUAUCAUGCUGGAAGGGGCAGGAGGUGACUGGGUUGGACUGGGAAGAGCUUGGGGACACUGUAACCAAAUCAGCUUGACUGAACAGUCAUGAUGGGAGUGGGAUGGCACAAGGAGGAGAGUGAGGGUCGUCAGUGCAGCCGAAGGGAGACAACAUGACCGUUGGGCCAGGCUGGAUGCAACGAGUGGGCUUGGGUUCAGGUCCAGCAUGGCGCUGCUGACCCCAGUGUUUCCAGGGGAAGGAGCAGAGGCAACAGGUUAGGGAAUGACCUGUCCAGACAUGCCUGGGCCUUCCCGACACAGAGGUUCGUAAAGAGUGAUUGCGCUAAUUUGUGCUUCAAAGUGCUUUUGCAUGCGUGCUGUGAGGUCUGUCCGCAGGGUACAUGUGGACUGUAUAUAGGCGUAUAUAGAUAUUUAUUUAUUUUGUAAGCUUCCUUUCUACCAACUCUUGAUUGACAAUAAACCUGUUCUACGGCCUUGCCUGUGGGCAGAGAAGGGCUGAUGAUUCUGUGAGCAGACGAGGCAUGUGGCCAGGACCCGGGUGGGCUGUGCUCCCUUGCCUGCCUUGCUCCAUCCCUUGGUGCCUCAGUUUCCCCUUCUGUAGGCCCAGGGGUCCCAAGAUACUGUGUAAAGUGCUGCGAGAUGUACGGAGGCCAUGUGUUGGCCAAGGCAUCAGAGCUGUCUUUGCUGUUGACAUUAAAGAACACAGUGCGGUGUACCGAA
Messenger RNA from Dromaius novaehollandiae (emu), 2526 nucleotides. It is a transcript of the gene STOML1, whose product is annotated as stomatin like 1. The transcript is spliced from 7 exons. Lineage: Eukaryota; Metazoa; Chordata; Aves; Casuariiformes; Dromaiidae. Gene Ontology annotation, cellular component: plasma membrane. The record is from RefSeq and is a predicted model, not a curated record. Bases 59 to 1312 code for a protein of 417 amino acids.